Molecule: messenger RNA, 1480 nt
Organism: Magnolia sinica
Lineage: Eukaryota; Viridiplantae; Streptophyta; Magnoliopsida; Magnoliales; Magnoliaceae
Product: ubiquinol oxidase, mitochondrial-like
Exons: 4
Coding region: 138-1205 (355 amino acids)
Biological process (GO): alternative respiration
Cellular component (GO): mitochondrion
Molecular function (GO): alternative oxidase activity
Source: RefSeq, a predicted model, not a curated record
CUUAUGUAACUACCACUCUGUUGAGUCUUCUUCUCCAAAGUCUCUCAAAUUGUCUCCCCAACAUUUCACUGAUCUUUCGUGAAGAAAAAGCCAAACUUCCAAAACCCUAACCCUAGUUUCAGUACCCUAGAUCGGCAAUGAAUUCGAAUUCCGCAAGAUUGCUGCUCAGGAACCUCGUCCUCCACCGCCAAAACUGCAUCAGCAUCUGGGCCCACCAACCCAAUGGCUACUCUCCCGUCUCCUCGAUAAAGUCCUCUGAAAUCCUAGGAUCCAGAGAACCGAGGGAUCUUUACUUCGCGAUUUCCCCAUGGAAGCGGAUGCUGAGCUCAGCUUCUGCACCGCAGGCGGAAUCGACGGCUGCAAAGGAGAAACGGGAGGAAGUGAGGGAGAUCUCGGUUUCGGAUGGCGGGAAGGGAGAUAUUGGGAAGCGGCCGCGGGAGGGAGUCACAGUUUCAAGCUAUUGGGGCGUGGGCCCGCCGAAGGUGACAAGGGAGGACGGAUCAGCUUGGCCCUGGAAUUGCUUCAUGCCAUGGGAUGCUUAUAAAGCUGAUUUGGCAAUUGAUCUGACGAAGCACCAUGUCCCAAAGACAUUUCUAGACAAGUUCGCUUAUAGGACGGUAAAGCUUCUUAGAAUUCCAACAGACAUGUUUUUUCAGAGGAGAUAUGGAUGUCAUGCUAUGAUGCUCGAAACAGUAGCUGCUGUUCCAGGAAUGGUGGGAGGAAUGUUACUGCACCUCAAGUCUCUCCGCAAGUUCCAACAAAGUGGUGGUUGGAUCAAGGCCUUGCUAGAAGAAGCAGAGAACGAGAGGAUGCACCUGAUGACUAUGGUGGAGAUAGUGCAGCCAAAAUGGUAUGAGAGGUUGCUGGUUCUCACUGUCCAGGGAGUCUUCUUCAAUGCCUUCUUCGUUCUCUAUCUGCUAUCUCCUAAGCUGGCUCAUAGGGUUGUUGGUUAUCUUGAGGAGGAAGCCGUGCAUUCAUACACUGAGUUCUUGAAGGAAAUUGACAGCGGAGCGAUAGAAAAUAUUCCAGCUCCUGCUAUUGCUAUAGACUAUUGGAGGCUACCGAAGGAUGCUACCCUGAAGGAUGUUGUGAUUGUGAUAAGAGCUGAUGAAGCACACCAUCGAGAUGUCAACCACUUCGCUUCUGACAUUCAUUUCCAGGGGAAGGAAUUGAGGGAAGCUCCAGCUCCUGUUGGGUACCAUUGAUUUGUUUCUUUUUAAGUGUAGAUGUAUGGUACUGUUGCUCUCCUGAACAUGAAAAAGAAUAAGUGUUAUGUUUGCAUUAAUGGGUCUCAGAUAUAUUAGAUUCGAACGAGAGGAAUAUCUCACCCUGUCAGAGAACCAACAAAUGGAUGGAUAGUAAUGUCCGGUUACACGGUAAGAGAAUGUGAAAUUAUUCCUUUUAGUAGUAGAGACUCUACAUACCAGUUUCUACUGUGUUCAAAGACAUUGUUCUUGUAUAAUGUCAUCCCCUUGGGUUA